AUGGGGGCAGGAUUCAACAGGGAGGGAGACAACAGAAGGGUCACGAGGGUAACCUCCUUCGUCUCCCUCAACAGCGCCUCGCUCUGGAACCUCCUCCUCGCGGACCUUGCGACCCAGCUGCUGCCAUGGCAUCGCUAUGUGGUCGCUCUUCACCUCAUUGCCGUCCUCUUCCUCCCCACACAGUCAGUCUUCGCUCUCUGCAUCUGCGACUUCUUCCUCCUCCCUGCCAAGGCGUUCCUCACCUGCCUGCUCGUCCUCUCCAUCGUCGAGCUCUGGGAGGACCUUCAGGUCGCCCUCAUGCUUGUUGCUCUGAUCUUGGGCCUCUGGUCACUCCAGCGGCUGUGGAGGAUGUUCAUCCGGCAGUGGGCCAAGACGCUCCUCCUCCUCUGCGCCAAGUCAGCCUACGGCAACUGCGAAGACUACUCCCACGUCUCUCCCCGCAUCCGCAGGUUCGUCCUGUUCACCCUCAGCAGCAGCCAGCAGCUCUCCAUCGCUCGCUCCCCCAGCUUUGUGCAGGCAGAACUUGCCAUCCUCUUCAAGCUGGCAAGUGCUUCCUUGAAGGAGCGGGAGCUCUUGCGCCAUGCUCUCCAGUCUUGUCUGCGGCUGCUCAUCACACUUGAAGACUCCAUGCUUCUCCUCGACGUCUGCGACAAGCUGGUGCAGUCCGGCGUCGUUUCCUCACUGUCCAAGAUGCUGCUGGUGGAGGACAUGGAGGUGAAGAAGAUCGCUAUCGAGAUCCUCGGGAUGAUGAGCAGGACGGAAGACACCAGCUCCAUUCUCAUCGGGCAGGACCGGGAGAUCCUGACUAGCAUCGUAGACACGCUGCAUCGCUACAAGCUCACCUCUCCCCACCUCGCCUCCUCGGCCUGUGCAGCGAUCGCAGAUGUCUGCUCGCAUGACGUUGUGCACGAGUUUAUCCUCGCGACCAACGCUUGCUCCGUCCUCCUUGAAGCCGCGCGGCUCCCUGGCAUCUCCAACCUGCAGGUCUAUGCUGCUCGCUCGCUCCUCAGCCUCAGCUGUGGCGUCGCCAUGCAGCCCUCCUCCUCGCUGGAGGAUGGAGGCGGGUUGAAGGAGGAGCAUGCAAGGAGCCAAGAGGUCGAGGAGAGGGCACGAGACAUUUACGACCUCUUCUUCGAGUUCCUGACCUCCAAACCUCCUCCUCCUCCCUCUCUCUGCCAUCUUGCCUGCCAGUACUUCCGCAAGCUGCUCAGCAGGGGGCACCACGACCCUCUUGCUCGCCUCGCCAUCUCGCAGGGGAUCAUCCGCAUCCUCUUCCUCACCCUGAGAGAUGCGGGUGAGACCGCGAUCGUCAUGGAGGCGCUUCCCGCCCUCGCUUGUAUGACCAUGACAGGAGAAGAUCCUCUCCUCGACUCCAUGAAAAAGCUGCAUGGUUUCCUUCCUGCCAUACAUCGCCUGCUCACACAUCAGGACGGAGCCAUCCGCAGGCAUGCAUGGAUCGCGCUGCUCUAUCUCCAUGGGCGGCUGCUCUGUCGCUCCUACGGCAUGAUCUCAAGGCGCCACUGCGAUGAAGAGCGAUGUCCCAUCUGCUGGAACGACUACACCUUGGAUGACACAGUUGUCGUCCUCCCCGACUGCCAUCAUGUUUUCCAUCACGCCUGCAUCAAUUCUUGGUUGGUGGGCAAACAGGGGACGAGCUCCUCUGCCAUCAAUCACGAUUGCCCUCUAUGCAAGCGAAUCAUCUCUGUUGUGCCACUAUGA
This is a messenger RNA of Guillardia theta CCMP2712, 1719 nucleotides long. RefSeq lists its product as hypothetical. Gene Ontology annotation, molecular function: ubiquitin protein ligase activity. NCBI's taxonomy places the organism in Eukaryota, Cryptophyceae, Pyrenomonadales, Geminigeraceae. The record is from RefSeq and is a predicted model, not a curated record. The coding region runs from base 1 to 1719 and encodes 572 amino acids. The transcript has 7 exons. Gene Ontology annotation, biological process: ubiquitin-dependent protein catabolic process.